AUGCGGCGCUACGUCAUGGCUGCCAACACGUUGGCUUCGUUCCCCUCGGUCGGACUCACUCAUCCGGCUCUCACUUCACUUACACCUGACCACAGCCAAACUCAUCUCAUCUCACAACAACAGCUCACCUCAUCCGUCACACUCAACGCCAUGGACAUCCUACUCUCCCUCCCGAUAGUCUCCUACUUCCUCGCCCCCUCCAUAACCUCCUGGACGACCUCUCUCAACCUCCUCUUCUUCUACAUGACCUGGACAACCCUCGUCCUCUCCCAUGGUCCCCUCAAGAUCCAGUUUCUCGGCGCCGUAGCCAUCCGCCUCAUCCUCUGGCUCAUCCCCUCCCUCGCCUUCCUCCUUUUCGACACCCUCCUCCCCUCCCUCUCCGAGUCAAUAAAGACAGCCGGCGCCGCAGCCCUCCCGCCAACCCACGGCCCAACCCUCCUCAAGACCCUCGCCCUCGCCCUCUUCAACCUUGCCCUAUCCGCCGCUCUAGAGGGGGCCACAAGCCUGGCGUACGCAUCCUACUUCCACGAGCCCCUCUUCCGCGCAUCCUCGGCCCUGCCGCUGCCGUUCCAGCUCCUGAAGCACGUCGCCUUCCUCAUCGUCGCGCGCGAGGUUCUGACAUACUACAUCCACACGCGCAUCUUACAUUCCCGCGGCAGACGCCUCACUUCUACGCGUGUAGGCAAGCUUCAUGCUUCGUACGCCCAUGCUCGCGCCGCGCCGCCGUUCUCGCUGAUGCUCUUCGCCGACCACCCGAUCCCGUUCCUGCUCCACCGCAUCGUUCCUAUCUUCGUACCGGCCGUGGUUCUUCGUCCCCAUCUGUUGACUUACUUCCUGUUCGUUGGGUUCUGUACCAUCGAGGAGACCAUGGCUAUGUCUGGGUACAGCGUCGUUCCGGGUAUCGUCAUGGGCGGAAUCACGCGUCGGACAGCGAUUCACUAUGCGGGGCAAGGGGACGGAAACUUUGGUGCUUGGGGCGUGUUGGACUGGGCUCAUGGCACGAGCGAGGGGCAGGACGUGAUUGAUGAUAUGAAAGCCGAGGCAGAGAAGCACCGAAUCAAAGAGCGGAGUGAGAGGGCGGCCAACAAUGGUGUUGGAUUCGUGCAAGGUGGCAUCCAGGAGUUGAAGAAGGGCCGCGGACGCAAGGGUAAGAAGAGUAACUAA
This is a messenger RNA of Colletotrichum abscissum, 1164 nucleotides long. Its product is annotated as sterol desaturase family protein. The coding region runs from base 1 to 1164 and encodes 387 amino acids. Gene Ontology annotation, molecular function: C-4 methylsterol oxidase activity; iron ion binding. The record is from RefSeq and is a predicted model, not a curated record. Gene Ontology annotation, cellular component: endoplasmic reticulum membrane. NCBI's taxonomy places the organism in Eukaryota, Fungi, Ascomycota, Sordariomycetes, Glomerellales, Glomerellaceae. Gene Ontology annotation, biological process: sterol biosynthetic process. The transcript has 2 exons.